AUCAGGUUACUUACUUAGAGCAGAUAUCGACAAUUUUCGCGAUCUUAGUUUGUGUUUCAAAUGUUGUAAUCAUUGUUUGUAAAAUAAUAUAAGAGUAGUGACGACUGCAUAAAAAUGCCCUUUAAACGGUCUGCUAUGAGAUACGGUCACAUCGUCGGUUACACCAGUGUAGCUUAUCAAGAUGAUGGAGAACGAAUACUCAGUAUCGGACACGAUGGCGACAUUCGAAUUUGGGACGGUGUAUUUGACGAUGACCCGGUGACGACCUGCGUGGCCGAAAACGUUUGGGCUAUGCUGCAGUAUGGCGACCGAGUUUUGAUCGCAAACGAUUUAAACACGGUGCAGGCAUACCGGUUUCCUGGAUUGGAAAAGGACGGCAUUGAUUUCCGGUUUACGGCCUUUGUCACCAGUUUGGUGCGCAACGAGCGUUUCAUAGUGGCUGGAUCGGAGGAUGGCAUGAUAAAGGUGAAACCAGCCGACGGCGAAGGUGAUUUUGAACUGAGUGGAUCGGAGGGACCAGUUCUAAGUGCAGCCCUUAGUGUAAAGGAUUUAUUGGCAGCUGCCUGUGGGGAUGGUAAACUUAGGAUUUGGGAUUUGAAGAGCAAGGAAUUGGUGAAGACUUUUGAUGGACUGCGAAAGGUUAAGAGUUUUGAAGGCAAUGUGCAUUUCGCCACCCCAUGUUUUGAGCCAGUCCGUGGAAAUGUCUUAGCUUACCCCAAGGGUAAUCAGAUCGUGGUACUCAAUACCGCCACUUGGGAGCAGCAAAAAGUACUCAAACAUUCGAAAUUUGGUUCGGAUUUCACCUGUUGUGCCUUUUCUCCGCGAGGAGACUUUUUUGCCGCUGGUUCGGACAAAGGAGAGAUUGGUAUUUGGGAGUAUAAAGCUGGUGAAAUUUUGGAUGGGGAAAUAGCAUCGAUUGAUCCAUAUCCAAUUACUGGUUUAGCUUGGAAUCCUAAAAAUAAUGGGGAGCUAGUUAUUUGCGAUGAUCAAGGACAAUUGGGGAACGUAAAUGAUAUUUUCCUUAGCGAUGAAGCUGCUUUGGCAGACGACGGAAACGAUUUAAUCGAAAUGGCAGAAAAAGAAGCCAACGGAAUCUCGGAUGAUGACGAAGAUAUGGAAAUAAAUGAUAUCUAUUCGAAACAUGUUGCUGACAAAAAGUUGCUGGCAGACGAUUCCGACGAUGAAAAUAGUUUCUCAGUAAGCAAAUUAAAAAGUCAAUAUGCUACGAAUUAUGACGACCUUAAUAGUGAGAUUUUGAGCAACAAAGCCGAAGAUGUUGGUUCUCGUGGGGCUGCCAAUGAUGAGGAUGCUCAUUCUGUUAUGAGUGAUAGAAUCGGCGUAAAAUCUUAUCCGAUGCAAGAUUAUUUCCAAUCGGGAUCUACCCCGGACCAUUUGGAACAUCGAUAUCUAGUGUAUAACCACGUGGGAAUCGUCAGAGCCCAUUCUGAUGAUAAGGAGAAUUCUAUCGAAGUUGAAUUUCACGACUCUCAGAAGCAUCACGGUAUCCAUUUGAAUAACUAUUUAAAUCACACAAUGGCUGGAUUAAGCGAGACGGUACUGGCAAUGGCUUGCACUUCCGGUGUGGAGGAGAAGGGUAGUAAACUGGUUUGCAUAAACUUAGUCGCCUUUGGCAAUCGAGAAUGGAGCUGCACCAUGCCCGGGACUGAGGAAAUUAUUGGCGUUGUUGCUUCGGAUAAGAUUGUUGUGGUAGCAACUGACUGUCGUCUGCUGAGAAUCUUCACAGCAAGAGGCACUCAACGUGAGGUUAUUUCCGUGCCGGGGCCACUCGUUUCAAUGGCGGCUUACGGUGACCAUGUUCUAGUGGCGUAUCAUCGCUCGCCGCCGAAUGAAGACCAGCAGAUAAAUCUAAUGUUGAUCACAUGUGUUAAGUUCAAGUUGCGCUGCCGAGAGGUACCGAUUCCGUUGACUGCCGGUGCCGAAAUGCGCUGGUUGGGCUAUACCGACAAAGGUUCCCCAGUCGUGUACGAUUCAGCAGGCAUCAUGCGCUUGUAUCAAGCGUCGGCCAAUCUUUGGUUUCCGAUUCUGGAUGCCGAGCAGCAUAAAGCCGGUGCUUCCGAUAGUCUCUUCAUUGUUAACGUGUGUGAAUCGGUUCAGCAGGUUCAGUUGAUCGUAUGCCGUGGGGCGAAAUUUCCACUGACCAAUCCGAGACCGAUUCCGAUGAAUGCAAACUUCCAACAGCCGAUGUGCGACGUUGACUUUGAAAAGGGUACCCUGGAGGAUGAGUUGGUCCGGAGCAUCUACUUGAAAAGUGAUGAAGCUGAUAAGAUUCUGAAAGAGACUGCUGUCAAGUUAUUUGCGCUUGCCUGCCGCUCGGAGAUGGAACAGCGUGCACGAGAACUGGUUGAAACAAUUGGAUCAAGUCAGCUAAUUCCGAUUGUCAUCAAGUAUGCUAGCAAGAUAAAACGAUUUCAUCUAGCGGACAGUUUAGCGCCACUGUUGCCAAGUUUCCAACAGCAGGAGAAGGAACAAGAAGAACAGGAAAUGGAAAUUGUGAGGGAAAACGCCGCCAUAGUUAGCGAACUAGAGCAUAUCAAUCUGGAAGCGGUCAUUAAGAAAGAUAACACACCUAAAAUUAAACCGAUGCCGAUGGUGAUGCGAAAGAACAACCCUUUCCGCAAAAACGAUAGUGCCUCGAAAUCAUCGGCACCCAUUUCCGGCAAUCCACUUGGUCAUCUGACGAGUAAAGCAAUCGGGUUCGACUCUCCGAGUGCAGCGAGACGAGACGAAUCGAACGGCGGCAGCAACAUAAGUGGGGUUUCCGAACUGACAGCCGACGGCAACAAUGGCCUGCCGGAGAACAAUGAAAAUCAAUCGAAAAAUAGCAACGGAGGAGGAACUCCUUCCGGGAUGAAGUUUUUACCCUGGUUCGAGAGCAACAAAGAUCAGCUGAAGAAGGAAAAUCCGGAUGUGAAUGAUGCCGAACUGAUCAAAGUAGGGAUGAGACAGUUCAAGACGUUGAACAGCUAUUCGCAGCCCCGUGGUUCGAGCGAGAAACGAAAGCUGGAAGAUGGCGAGAAGAAUGAGUCCGGAGUGGCCAAGUUGGCAAAGUUCGGUUUCACCAAGCAGUGACAUUUUUUGGUGUGGUAACUCGAUGUGUAUAAAAUAUGUACGGUUAAGCUAGAAAUAAAACUUGAUGGUCCUUAAAAAAGGCGUUGCAUUGGAAUAACCAUUAAUUAUUCGAAACUUUCUCAGUGCCGGAUUAUGGGGUGAAACGAUUAAUGAAUGUAAUCAUGCCUAUAGUAUCAUUCGGCGGGAGAAAACGUGAUUGA
Malaya genurostris is the source of this 3290-nucleotide messenger RNA. It is a transcript of the gene Ctf4, whose product is annotated as WD repeat and HMG-box DNA-binding protein 1. The transcript is spliced from 7 exons. Gene Ontology annotation, biological process: DNA repair; mitotic cell cycle; DNA-templated DNA replication. Gene Ontology annotation, molecular function: chromatin binding; protein binding. The record is from RefSeq and is a predicted model, not a curated record. Lineage: Eukaryota; Metazoa; Arthropoda; Insecta; Diptera; Culicidae. Gene Ontology annotation, cellular component: nuclear replication fork. The coding region runs from base 115 to 3090 and encodes 991 amino acids.